Messenger RNA from Opisthorchis viverrini, 1745 nucleotides. RefSeq lists its product as hypothetical. Lineage: Eukaryota; Metazoa; Platyhelminthes; Trematoda; Opisthorchiida; Opisthorchiidae. Gene Ontology annotation, biological process: cilium movement. The transcript has 10 exons. Gene Ontology annotation, molecular function: zinc ion binding. Gene Ontology annotation, cellular component: motile cilium. Bases 1 to 1491 code for a protein of 496 amino acids. The record is from RefSeq and is a predicted model, not a curated record.
AUGCGUAAGAUUGACAGAAAAUCCGCCCUGAAGAAAAAACAGGAUCAAAACGAGCAGCUGGAAAGUGAGACCAAAAGAAUGGAGGAACGACUUUCCAUGCUGAAAUCCGCAUUACAUACGGGGUUAAAGAAGCUCCCGACGAAUAAUGGAGCCUCAGAAUACAUUUGGGCGGGUAGCAUUCCAAAAGAACGCUCUACAUCCACUGCGAAAGUUAACAGGAUUUUUGAUCUCGAAAGAGUCAAGCUCAGAACACUCCAGCGUGGGGAACAAUCUUUUCAGCCUGUUAGUGACGAUGUGUACAAAAAUAUCAUUAAUAAACUUAAAAAUGAAUGUGGUGGAGACCCGAGGGGCGAUUCGUCAAAUAAAGUGCACAUGGAGCAGAUUAAGUGUGGACAGUGUGAAGCGAAGUGUGCAGCAGUGUCUUGUCAAGAAUGUAACGAGGAUUAUUGUGCCAAAUGUUUUGCAAGAUUUCACAUAAAAGGAGCCAUGAAAAGACAUCAUUCUCUCCCACUUUCAGUAAUUUUCAUUUCUGAACGUUUUAACAUAAUGCAGUGUUAUUCUACUAGACAGACGCGAAAUCUUAGCCUGGAAAACAAACUUUUCGACAGUGAACUGAGUAGUGACGUACCAUAUGACGGUAGAACACCGUCCAACUCAGAUUGUUUGGAACCUGGCAAGGAAACCUGCAACUUUCACGCACAAUCAAAAUCACCAAUUACGCAAGUACCGUGUGUGGCGCAAACAAAGAGUCGAUAUGUAGAUGGCCUUGGCGGUAGACCGACGGUUUCCACAACGUCCCGUGGCACAUCAUCAGAACGACCUCCGUCCCCAAAGAUUACCUUCAGCCCAUCCCUAACCUAUGCAGAACGUCUAAUGCUACGUAAGCACAGACGAUCUCAGACACCAUUCUUAAUGACAAAGGAUGCAAAAGAUUACGCUUCAGCAAUAUCACCUUCAAAGAAUAAUGAAACAGCUCAAAACAAUCCAGGUGACGAGUCCGAUUCGGACCUGAGCCGGAACCAGAUAGAUUUCAAUCAGCUUCAUACCUUGGCUACUGUUCCAUUAAAAAUGGAAGACUUGGCGCACCUUUGCCAUGUCGAUGAUUUGGAGACCAUGGAAAACGCAGUUUCAUCAGAACGGUUAUCUGCCGAGCUUGAGAGUCCCAAAGAGACAAACCAGAAUAAUGAUCCUCUGGAUUGCGAACUAAAUUCGACCCAAAACAAUCCAUCUGAAAAUCCUACAGAUCUCAACCAGCAAGAAGACUUCGAGUCGAAAGGCACGAUCAGCAAAUAUGCGGCCCCUAACAUGGAUAGCACACCUGUUCAAGAACCGAAACCGGUGACUUGUUGGCAACUCAAAGCUUCCUUGCAAAAACCACCAGCACUCAUGCAAAAUGAACUAAAAACAAUUGAGUUGAUCAAACGUCAUCUGAACAAGCUCACGACCACAGAACAAUCUUUACCGGACAGUAUGGAUGACCAGCCAACGUAGUAUGCUUGACCUGCAGCAAAUGCGCGCCAACAUGAUGCCGUAAAUACCUGUGAUGCAUUCAUAUCAGCUUCACCUUUUACAAGUCGUACACCCUUUCCCGUUUCUAAAGAUCAGUGCCAGGAUCUGUUCACCUUGCAUGAGUAGAGUCCUGUUAUUGUUUGGUUAUGAUUGCGGAUGGAGUUUUCAAUAAUGACAACUCUAUCAUAACUGUGUAUGCCUGAAAAUGUUUCUUUAAAACCCUCAUUUUACAGAUU